AUGGCCGCUCCGCAGGUGUCGGCAGCGUCGGCCGCUGGCGGCGACGUCGAUGGCUCAACAUCAUCUUCGAUUGCGCCCGCGACUGCUGCGCCGACGUCGACUUCCUCCGCCGCGAACGCGCCCUCAGCUGUUCCUGGCGGCGCGUCCUCCAAGUCCACCACCCCGCAACAUGACACCCCUCUCGCUCCUCCUGUUCGCGAUAAGGAGUCCUUUAACAGGAUGUUGGUCGAACGCUUCCAGACACGCGAUUGGCUUCACUCUGCUGCCAUCAAGGAAGCCCAGAUGCGCGCCGAAAGGGACACCAAAGACAUGCUCGCCCGCGCCAGCGACUACCGCACCUACAAAGAGUUUUACGCCAACUAUCCAUCUCGGCUCUACGGCGAGGGCUAUCGCGGCUAUGGCAAUGGCUUCACUGAAAACGGUUCUACCACCAAAAUCAUCUACCCGUCCCAGAAGCCGCGUCCGGGUCGGAGAGUAACGCCGCCUUUGAAGUUCAGUAAGAAGGACAUGAAGAAGCAGGCAGAACAGCACGAGGAGCUAGUUCCUGUCCGGAUUGAUGUCGAUUGGGAUCGGAUAAAACUGCGCGACACAUUUACCUUCAACCUGCACGAGCGCCUGGUUUCUGUCGAGCACUUCGCUUCACAGUUUGUCGAGGAUAUGGGCCUCAACCCCAUGGGCCAGGACAAGCCCGUUUAUGACCAAGUGGUGCAGCAAAUGCACGAGCAGCUCAACGACUUUUAUCCCUUUUGCUACACGGAAGAAGAUGCUCUUGACCCUGAACUUCCCUACUCCGCUUAUAAGAACGACGAGAUGCGCAUCUUGAUCAAGCUCAACAUAACCAUCGGCGCCCACACACUUGUCGAUCAGUUCGAAUGGGACAUCAACAACCCCCUCAAUUCUCCAGAGGAAUUCGCGGCAUCCAUGACCCGUGAUCUUUCCCUUUCUGGCGAGUUCACGACAGCAAUUGCCCACUGCAUUCGAGAACAAGCCCAGCUUUUCACCCGUAGUCUCUACAGCGUCGGUCAUCCCUUCGACGGUCGCCCCAUCGAAGAUCCCGAUCUCGUCGCCGCCUUCCUGCCGUCUCCCCUGCCUUCUGUUUUCAGACCUCAGCAACAGGCCAAAGACUAUGCUCCGUAUUUGUACGAGAACACAGAAGCCGAGCUGGAGAGAACCGAAACCAUGUUCUCCCGCGAACAGAGGAGACAGAAGCGGUCAAUUAACCGUCGUGGCGGUCCUUCGUUGCCGGAUCUGAAGGAGAGGCAGAGAACCAUUCGGACAUCUAUCGUGUCCUCGGUUCUGCCAGGCGCUGCCUUAACCAUCGAAGAGAGUCGCCUGUUUAAGCGCACAAUAGGCAGCAGUGGUGUCACUGGCAGAGGAAAGAGGACGGCUCGCGAUGGAGAUAUCUCGGAUUCCGAGGACGACGACGACUCCGCUCCCGACUCUCCGGCCAUGCAGCCCCAAGGGACGAGGACCAGAGGCCUUCGCGGCGCUGCUGCUACCGCCGCUCAGCGUAUGGCUAAUCUGGGCCGCUCCGAGACUCCAGAGGCGGUCAUUCACCACCACGAAACUAGGACAUCGCGCCGUCUUGGCCGCGAAGCUACUCGCGAACAGACAGAAGAGCCGUUACAGCAUAUCGUGACCUUGAAGGUUAGCCCAUCGAAGCUUCGGAAGCUUAUGCGCGAUCUCAGGAUGAGGCCAAUUAAUUCUUCGUCUGCUACGCCGACCGCUUCUCACCAACGAGCCCCGAGUACAGCAACACCAGCCCCUAUGGGCCCUCCGUCAACACCAUCUACAUCCAACCAACAACAGCAACAGCAGCAGCAACAGCAACAGCAACAACAACAACAACAACAACAACAACAACAGCAGCAGCAGCAGCAGCAGAACCAGUCCAAGCCGAAUUCCUCCUCGAAUCUUCAGAACCAAAUAGGCCGCGUUCCUGCUCCACCACCCUCUGGCCCCAAUGGCAACGCCCCCAAUCAACCACCGCCCCCGCCCCCAGAAUGGCUAGUCAAUGCACUCAACGAGCUCUCCAAGUCCUACCCGAAUGACUCCUUCGAGGCCAUCAUGCGCUACUGCGCCAUCGACACCGAGACCAAUACCGCCCUGCAGCUGCCGCUCAAGGGCUGGCCCGACGAGCCUAUCCCGCCUAACGUCCAGUUCUAUUGGCUUCCUCGCAUUCGCUGCCGCGACUGCCCCGGCAAAUCGUAUACUGCGGGCCCUGACACGACAGUUCAAAACUUCGAGGUGCACUUGACUUGGAAGGGCCACAGGGAGAAGGUUGCGGCCCGGUUGGCGAAGCAGCAGGCCGGCGGGCAGAGCGCCUCAGCAUAA
Messenger RNA from Thermochaetoides thermophila DSM 1495, 2334 nucleotides. RefSeq lists its product as uncharacterized. The transcript is spliced from 2 exons. Gene Ontology annotation, cellular component: SWI/SNF complex; nuclear chromosome; nucleus. Gene Ontology annotation, biological process: chromatin remodeling; regulation of transcription by RNA polymerase II. The record is from RefSeq and is a predicted model, not a curated record. Lineage: Eukaryota; Fungi; Ascomycota; Sordariomycetes; Sordariales; Chaetomiaceae. Bases 1 to 2334 code for a protein of 777 amino acids. Gene Ontology annotation, molecular function: transcription coregulator activity.